This is a messenger RNA of Anopheles darlingi, 970 nucleotides long. RefSeq names its product 10 kDa heat shock protein, mitochondrial. The transcript has 3 exons. Gene Ontology annotation, molecular function: ATP binding; protein folding chaperone; metal ion binding. Bases 103 to 405 code for a protein of 100 amino acids. The record is from RefSeq and is a predicted model, not a curated record. Lineage: Eukaryota; Metazoa; Arthropoda; Insecta; Diptera; Culicidae. Gene Ontology annotation, cellular component: mitochondrial matrix.
CCGAGAUUCCGAGAUUCCGAAAUUCCGAUUUUCCAGCGACAGCUGAUUAUUUGUGCUUUUCCGGAAGAAAGAGUUUUCUCCAAGUCUCAUCUACACAGCAAAAUGGCCACAAAGCGUCUGCUGCCACUGUUGGAUCGCGUUCUGAUCCUCCGCGCGGAAGCUCUGACGAAAACCAAGAGCGGUCUCGUCAUCCCGGAGAAGGCACAAUCGAAAGUGCUAGAAGGUACGGUGGUGGCUGUUGGCCCCGGUGCGCGUAACACCCAGACCGGCGAGCACGUGCCGCUGGCGGUGAAGGUCGGGGAGAAGGUGCUGCUCCCGGAGUACGGUGGUACCAAGGUGGAAUUGGGAGAUAGCAAAGAGUACCAUCUCUUCCGGGAAGCCGACAUUCUGGCGAAGAUCGAAUAGAAGCACCACAGCCCAGCAGAUCGUGCCACUGCCGCAGGACAAACGCAUUUCACAUAGGACGCGUGGUCGUAAGGAUGACGACGAAGAGGGCACCCCGUGUCACAGAAAGGCAUGCCAAAAGGAAGCUCAUACGGGGUAAACAGAAAGACAGUGCAAGAGAGAGAAACGAAUCUACAUCUACCGGUUGUAAAAUGAUUGUUAAAGUUCGCUCGAACGAUUCAGGAUCUAUCGGCAUGUGACGAUGCUGGUGGCUCCCCGGUUGCCUCGGUUCUGUCAUGGGGCGUGUCAUGGACCACCAAAGGAAGCGUCCGAAAGUGAGUGUCCUUUGCUGCUCCUGUUACACGCACCCGUGGUUACGCGAUUGUUGCUUCACCGCUUACUGUUCCAAGGUUUCCUUUGAUCGUCAAGUCGACGCUGCUAGGACGCUUGACCUUCAAACGUUACUCUCGUGACGAUGCGGCGCGCAACUUCGAGGGAAUCCGACCAGCCAAGGAUGUUAACGCGAAUAUGAUUUCAACAAUCCUUAUAUUAGAAUACAGAGAGGAAUGGAUUACCGAAGACUAAA